CUAUAUAUCAAGGGAUGGAGCAUGUUCAUACUGCAAUGUCUCAGAGGAGAAUGGGGGAGAGGAGAGGAGAAGUCUCCUAAGGAAUCAUACAAUGUUUUGGAUUGGAAGAGGCUUUUAGGAUCAUCUAGUUCCAACCUCUCUGCCAUGGACAGGGACACCUUCCACUAGACCAAGUAUCUCAAAGCCCCAUCCAGCCUGGCCUUGAACUCUUCCAGGGAUGGGGCACCCACAACUGCUUUGCAGGUUUCUAUCAGACUGCUCUUUCUUUGCUGUGUGGUAAAAAGGGAGAGGGAGGCAAGUGGGGACAGAUUUCAGUGAAGUCGUUUGAGGCCUCCCUCAGCAGCAGUGGGACACAACCCCGCAAAGACCAGUUAGCCUCUGUGUCUGCAGCCAGCACUUUCCUUCUGCCCUGGGGUAUCAGGCUGGUUUUUCUUGACAUGCUGCAUAUUUUCCCCUUAUACCUGUUUCUUCCCUCCUCUAAACCAUCCCAAACAAUAUGAGGUUUUGUCUGCCCUCAGCAUCCAGCAGCAGUUUCUCAAGUCCCUUAGCCCUUAUUUUGAGUGCGUGCCCUGGACUUAACCAGAACAUUCCUGCCAGAGGUUAACCCCAGGCAUUGCAUGGAUAAUCCACGAAAACUUUUUGCCUCCAGUUCCAAGUGACCGUGACUAUAACAAGUCCAGAGAUGCUGUCUGCAGCUCCACCCUGGCGCUUCUUCUGCCCCUUAUCUCUCUACCAGGCAGUCAGGGCUCAGAGGUAGGACAGAGAUCCCAGCUGCAAGCCAAGAGGGUUAGAAAAGUGAAAUGCCUGUGCUCCUGGCCUGGCUGUGCUGCACCAUUUACCUACAGUGCUAAAAUGAAGUGGCUUUGCAGGGCACUAUGACCAUGGGGGUGCUGUGCCACGCUGCCGUCAUCAUCCCUGCAACGCUGUAAUUUUGGGCUGGCAAAGCUUCCCACCCUCAUGAGACCAGGGCUGGGAGCAGCUGUGGGGUGAGCCCCUGUUAAGCCAGAGGGCCGUGGGGAAAGCAGUGACUGUGGCAUGAAGGCAGGACUGGAGAGAGUUGCUGGAGCUAGAAACAGGAGCUUUGACUGAAAGACCAAAGAGUGCCAGGGAGAGUGGAUGGCAAGGCACCAUGGUGCCCUGAGCACAGCAGCACUCUUGGAAGAAAACCAGGAAAAUUAGUGCUUGGGCAAGGAUCACCUUCAGGAAAGAGGAGCCAAGCACUGGCUUUGGCAGGGGUGAGAGGGGAAGAGAAUUGAUCUCUUUUUUUUCCCCACUUAAAACUGCCUUUUUUCCCUUCUCAGACAGUGAGACCUUUGCUUUGGCACCUGACCUACAACUACAGGGCUAGUCCUUCUCCUCAUGUGGUUGAGUUCUUUCCUGAUUAAAAGUGAUUAGGUGCUCUAAAACCUGCAGAAAUGUGACAGAGACAAAGAGACCCUUCAAGAUCUCUUAAAUCCCCAGGGCAGUAUUUAGGGAGCCCUGAGGAGAGAACUGGAGCAGAAAGACACUCCCUGUCCUCCCUUCUGCUGCACCCUCUGUUGCCAGCAUCUGCUGCAUCAUGUCCCUCUCUGAAGCAGAGGUGCAAAGUGCCCGUGGUGCCUGGGAGAAGAUAUAUGUGGAUGCUGAAGACAAUGGGACAGCUGUGCUGGUCAGGAUGUUUACUGAGCACCCAGACACCAAGUCCUACUUCACACAUUUCAAAGGCAUGGACUCUGCCGAAGAGAUGAAACAGUCAGAUCAAGUCAGGGGCCAUGGCAAGAAGGUUUUCAGUGCCAUCAAUGACAUGGUGCAACACCUGGACAACUCUGAGGCUUUUCUUGGGAUAGUGACUCCACUCGGCAAGAAACAUGCCACCCAGCUGAAGAUUGACCCCAAAAACUUUAGGAUUAUCUGUGACAUUAUCUUACAAUUGAUGGAAGAGAAAUUUGGCGGAGACUGCAAAGCUUCCUUUGAGAAGGUGACCAAUGAAAUCUGCACCCACCUGAACAAUAUCUACAAAGAAGAGGGUUGGUGAGGAUGUGCACCCUCCAGGCUCUUCAAACAACUUGCCAGCACUGAUUUGCUGCUUUUGGGCCCCCAGCCACAGCUGGAAAAAUUAAAA
Catharus ustulatus (Swainson's thrush) is the source of this 2101-nucleotide messenger RNA. RefSeq names its product cytoglobin-1-like. Lineage: Eukaryota; Metazoa; Chordata; Aves; Passeriformes; Turdidae. The transcript is spliced from 3 exons. Gene Ontology annotation, molecular function: iron ion binding; oxygen binding; heme binding. Gene Ontology annotation, biological process: oxygen transport. The record is from RefSeq and is a predicted model, not a curated record. The coding region runs from base 1559 to 2014 and encodes 151 amino acids.